This is a messenger RNA of Diachasmimorpha longicaudata, 726 nucleotides long. RefSeq names its product large ribosomal subunit protein bL12m (gene mRpL12). The record is from RefSeq and is a predicted model, not a curated record. Lineage: Eukaryota; Metazoa; Arthropoda; Insecta; Hymenoptera; Braconidae. The transcript has 4 exons. Gene Ontology annotation, molecular function: structural constituent of ribosome; mRNA binding. Gene Ontology annotation, cellular component: ribosome; mitochondrial large ribosomal subunit. The coding region runs from base 98 to 643 and encodes 181 amino acids. Gene Ontology annotation, biological process: translation.
UCCUCAUCGAUACUGGAAAACUACGGAACAGAAACUCAGCAAGAGGGAUCCGGCAAAUAUCUUAAAUCAUUCACAUCCCAAUAAUCAACAUAACAGCAUGAUGAAUACGUUGAGAUUAGUAGCCAGGAAGAAUUUCCAUCAGCUCCGAAACUUCCAUAAAGGAGCUGUUUAUGGUCAGACAGCAGAAGCUGCUGUGUCUCCAGUUGAAAAAAUGACUCCUCCUCCACCUGAGGGAAGUGACAAGCCUGUCAGUCAGAAAAUCGAAAAACUAGUCCAAGAUAUCACGGCGCUCAAUCUUAUUGAAGUGGCCGAGCUCAGUGAUGUUCUUAAAAAGAGACUGAAUCUUCCUGAUGCCCCUGUUAUGCCUAUGGGUGGAAUGAUUAUGGCUAAGCCAGAGGAAGAGGAAGCAGCUCCUCAGCAAAAGCAGUCAUCAUUCACCGUGAAGCUAACAGGAUUUGAUGAGAAACAAAAAGUUCCUCUAAUUAAGGAAAUCAAGACUCUUGUGCCUGGAAUGAAUCUCGUCCAGGCUAAGAAAUUCGUGGAAAGUGUUCCAACAAUUGUCAAAUCUGACAUAGACAAAGAGGAAGCUGACAAAUUAAAAGAAGCAAUAACCAGAGUUGGUGGAGUAAUUGAGAUAUCGUAAAGAAUCCAGUGAAAAAUUGUUAUCAAAAAGGUUCCACUUUGUCUUUAGUUUUGUAAGGGAGAAUAAGAAAAUGUUUUCGUCAA